AUGAAUUUUUUCUCUUCACUGUUAAAUUUUUUCUUUGUUUUUCAUUCAAUCUAUAUCCCUAUAGAGCAUUUUCUGUUUUUUCCUUCCUUCCUUCCUUCCUUCCUUCCUUCCUUCCUUCCUUCCUUUUGCACACACUUAAUCUCCACUUCAUCUUUAUUUAUUUAUUUCGCAUCUACUUUAUCUGUUCCUAAUUCAUUUAAAUGUCUUUUCUUUUUUCUUUCUUUCAUUCUUUCUUUCAUUCUUUCUUUCUUUCUGUCUCAUCCGCUUUAUCUGGCUAUAUGCAUUUAUAUUUCUUUCUUUUUCCUUUGUUUGGUUUCUUUUUCUUUCUUUCCUUCUUUUUUCUUUCUUUCUUUCUUUCUUUUUUUUUCUUCUUUUCAUUCACUUUAUAUCCCUAUAUUAAAUUUUUCGUUUUGUUUUUUCGAUUAUCACAUUAGGCAUUUUUCUUUCGAUUUCUGUAUAAUUAUAUUAUCUCUCUCUCUCCCUCUCUCUCUCCCUCUCUCUCUCCCUCCCCCCUCUCUCUCUCUCAUUCUCACUAUCGCAUUCUGUUUAUAUCUAUCUAUCUAUCUAUCUAUCUAUCUAUCUAUCUCAUUCUGUGUAUAUCUAUCUAACUCUUUUCUCAGUAUAUUCGUUGUUUCCUCAUAUCUAUCUAUCUAUCUAUCUAUCUAUCUCAGUCUCUUCAUUAUCUAUUUAUGUAUCUAUCUAUCUAUCUAUCGCAUUCUGUUUGUAUCUAUCUAUCUAUCUAUCUAUCUAUCUAUCUAUCUAUGUCAGUCUGUUUCUAUCUAUCUAUCUAUCUAUCUAUCUAUCUCAUUCUGUUUCUAUCUAUCUAUCUAUCUAUAA
Molecule: messenger RNA, 837 nt
Organism: Acanthosepion pharaonis
Lineage: Eukaryota; Metazoa; Mollusca; Cephalopoda; Sepiida; Sepiidae
Source: the annotation of a GenBank genome assembly